This is a messenger RNA of Loa loa (African eye worm), 360 nucleotides long. RefSeq lists its product as hypothetical. The record is from RefSeq and is a predicted model, not a curated record. Lineage: Eukaryota; Metazoa; Nematoda; Chromadorea; Rhabditida; Onchocercidae. The transcript is spliced from 3 exons. The annotation marks the transcript as partial.
GUAUUGCGUUUAUCCAUUCUGCACAAAACCGAAGCUGAAGGAUUCAUUUCGGAUCCUGUAAAAAUAAAGUACUGUAGCAAUGUCAUAGCAGCACCUAUUAGCGAUAGGCCAUUCAAUAAUGGGAAGCCAAAAACAACUGGAAAACGAAGACUGUGGGGUGCUGGAUUCUCUGGUGGAGAUGUAGCUGGAACACAGCAAUUACUUGCUGAGUUGCAAAAACUUAACGACGAUAAAUGUUUUCAUUUCCCAAAGACGAAAUCGUUGGUUCUUAAAGCUGGAAAUGUUGGUAUGGGUCAUCAAGCAAGUGCCAAAGUACAUAUUAUUUCACGAAAAAUAAUACAAAGAGCAACUGCAAUCUAA